Penicillium canescens is the source of this 1719-nucleotide messenger RNA. RefSeq names its product GID4/VID24 family protein. Gene Ontology annotation, biological process: proteasome-mediated ubiquitin-dependent protein catabolic process; protein targeting to vacuole; negative regulation of gluconeogenesis. The record is from RefSeq and is a predicted model, not a curated record. Lineage: Eukaryota; Fungi; Ascomycota; Eurotiomycetes; Eurotiales; Aspergillaceae. The transcript has 3 exons. Gene Ontology annotation, cellular component: GID complex; extrinsic component of membrane. Bases 1 to 1719 code for a protein of 572 amino acids.
AUGCCUCCGAACUCGUCACCUGAUACUCCUCUCAGUCCGAUAGACUUCCCGCAGUCACCUUCCGAUUCCCCUGGGCAAACCGAUAGCGCACACGAUGACAACGUGAACUUCCUGCGAUCGCGACCAGCCCUGUUCAACCCUUUACUACCCUCUUUAAGUCGACACCGUCGUCGUCGCUACCCCCCAAAUCCACCAUCCGAAACCUUAGAUCGCAUGGAGGUAGACGACCCCCCUAGCAACCAACGCGCAUCCGUUGAGAUCAACCGUCGCAUCCCUAUCGUCCGCCGCCACGGAGAAACACCAGCCGAAAUGCCAAACUACGAGGGUCGCAUGGCAAAUCCACGGUCGUUGUAUGGCUGGGCGCCAGGGUCUGACGACGAGGAUGGUCCCGGUCGCGGCGACGAAGACUCAGACGACGACCAAGUGCAGCCGUUCCUCAACGCCAUCUCACCCCGCGGCUCGGCCCCAUCGCGACCUUUGCGACACGAGACUUCAGGUCCGCCACCGCUGCUAGGAUUAGGACCUGAACCCGAUGCCUUGCCCGCCCGCCCUCGAUCUAGGCAACCGCCAAUCUCUGCAAUGGCAGCGCUGCUACAGUCCGCAAGACGCCAGCCCCGGCUUUCAAGAACUCGCACUCUCGAAAAUUACCUACUCGAACGCUACUCGGAUCAAAGUCAGGAAUCAGAAGACGCCGAUCACACGGUGGCGUCUGCAUCUCGCGCUUACCGCUAUCGUCCUUCCAACCGCUCUGACUCACAUAACACCCUCACUCAUAACGACCUGCGCGCUCGCGCUGCUGCCCAUCGCCAGUUACAUUCGGACAGCUUGUCGAGCAAUGUUUUGAAAGAAACGAUCAACUACCUCGAUCGCCUCCGGUACUCGACCUCUCUCGAAGAGAGCAUGCUCGCGGCCGCUGACAGCCGAUUACCCUUUGACAUGGACAACAAGUCGUGGACAGAUACCGACUUCAUUCUCUAUACCCCCAAUAUUGCGCCUCCGCCGGAGUGUUCAUGGCUUCGGUCCGGUAUGACCUUUUCGGGCUGUCAACGAGCUGCGAGCGCCGGGUGUUCCGUGUUGCCGCAACGAGUUCCCAGUCCGCACGCCCCUGGUGAACCGGUUAUUGUGAAUGGCAGUGACAGCGCUCGGAUCAGCGUAUCAACCACAGGUGGUCGCCGGUAUUUGGCCAACAACCGCGAUGAGAACUGGCCUGUCAAGGUCACCAUCCAUGACAUCAACCACGAUGACAUGACAUUGUCCGGAACUAUGGAGGCAUAUAACAUUCCUGAUAAAACAUCGCCUACGCACGAUGCACAUAUUGUGACGUUUUUGGAGGGAGAAAUCAUCGACUUUAACAAACACACUCUGGAGACCAAGAACUUCAAGGCAGAUGCAGAUAUUGACAGUACUUAUUGGCGCGAACUUCAGCCAUUCAAGGAACUCACAGAUGGCGAGAUGGCUCAGAAGCUCGUGAGCCGAAAGUGGAUCACAGAGGAAUUGUCCACGGGUUGGAUCUUAAUGCGAUGGAAGGAACGAUGCUUCGUCACCCCCACCGACGCCCGACAAGGUCUGACAAUUUCUGGAUUCUACUACAUCUCCCUUCGCCGUGAGGAUGGGCAUAUCGAGGGCUUAUACUAUGACCCUGGAAGCUCGCCUUACCAACAGCUAUCCCUGAAGCCGCAAACGCCCAAAAUGAUGCGUCCUUCUUAUGGAUUCCGCUAA